GUAAGUCUGUUUUAUGAAAGUUGUUAUGCUAAAAUGUUGCUAGAUAAAACAUUAGUUUUCAAGGAAUAGAUUGAUCUUAAAAAUCAUUUUGGAAACUGGGAAUGAAAAGAUUUUCCCUUUAUUUAUUUUUCAUAUGAAUACACUUUUUUUUUUACUUAAGAGGAAGAGAAGCACAGGUUUCUUCAACAGAAUUCUCCAGUGGGAAUCUAUUCUCUGAUGCUGUGUUCCUGAAUGAAUAAUAUUAAUAGACAACUGGCAAGCAUAGCUUCCAAACCUUCUAAAAGAGCACUGGCUGGAAAUAACCCUCGACACAACAGCUCAUCCUGAUGGGUUGUCCCAACUUCACCAGCGGAAAUGAGACUUUGCCUGACAUGCACCUGUAUACUGUGCAGACCUCUGUGCCGUUAACAAUACUUGUGGGUAUCCUCAUCCUGCUGACUUUGUUUGGAAACGUAAUGGUGGUAAUUGCUGUGAUGACAAGCCGAGCCCUGAGAGCGCCUCAGAACUUGUUUUUAGUCUCUCUGGCAUGUGCAGACAUCCUGGUUGCCACCUCGGUGAUGCCAUUCUCUUUGGCGAAUGAGCUGAUGGGUUACUGGUACUUUGGUAAAGUCUGGUGCGAAAUCCACCUGGCUUUGGAUGUGCUCUUCUGCACCUCGUCCAUUGUCCACCUGUGUGCCAUCAGCCUGGACAGAUUCUGGUCCGUCUCUCAAGCGAUUGAGCACAACUUGAGGAGGACGCCGCGCAGGAUUAAAUGCACGCUCUUCAUAGUUUGGGUGCUGGCGGCAAUAAUUUCAUUCCCUCCGCUCAUCACAAUGAAGAAGGACGAGGGCGAAGAAGACAACCCUAAAUGUAAAAUCAAUGAGGAGAAAUGGUACAUCAUAUUCUCCAGCACGGCCUCUUUCUUUGCACCCUGCGUCAUCAUGGUGACGGUGUAUCUUCGAAUAUACCAGAUCGCCAAGAAAAGAACCAGAGCCCAGCCGGGCGAAAGGCAGAGAGACACAAAGUGUGGCUCGGACCCUCUGGAAAGAAAGGACAGAGGAGGGAGGGGGGAGGAGGAGGCGGACGGCGGAGGGAUCACUGGGUUAGACGCUGAGGAGGAGCCUUCCUCGUCUGAUGGGAACGAAACCGUCCUUUGUUCCCUGAAGAAGAGGAGGGGUACACGGACCACCAAAGUGUCUCAGGAGGAGCCUGGAGAAACCCCUCCUCAGCCCCGUGGGAGGGCGACCAAGUGGAAAGGAAGGCAGCACAGGGAGCGGCGCUUCACCUUUGUUCUGGCCGUGGUCAUGGGAGUGUUUGUUCUUUGCUGGUUCCCCUUUUUCUUCACAUACACGCUCACCGCUGUGUGUGACUCCUGCCGUGUGCCAGAGACGUUGUUCAAAAUGUUUUUCUGGCUUGGUUACUGCAAUAGCUCUCUAAAUCCUGUCAUAUACACUAUAUUCAAUGUUGAUUUCAGGAGGUCUUUUAAAAAGAUCCUUUUCAAAAGGGACAUAAGAGGUUAAUAAUACACUUUCUAUGGAUACAUUUCAAAUACAGCAAUGUGGCCAUC
Messenger RNA from Pungitius pungitius (ninespine stickleback), 1546 nucleotides. RefSeq names its product alpha-2A adrenergic receptor-like. The coding region runs from base 327 to 1499 and encodes 390 amino acids. NCBI's taxonomy places the organism in Eukaryota, Metazoa, Chordata, Actinopteri, Perciformes, Gasterosteidae. The transcript has a single exon. Gene Ontology annotation, cellular component: plasma membrane. Gene Ontology annotation, molecular function: epinephrine binding; alpha2-adrenergic receptor activity. The record is from RefSeq and is a predicted model, not a curated record. Gene Ontology annotation, biological process: adenylate cyclase-activating adrenergic receptor signaling pathway.